Messenger RNA from Bipolaris oryzae ATCC 44560, 480 nucleotides. RefSeq lists its product as uncharacterized. The transcript is spliced from 2 exons. NCBI's taxonomy places the organism in Eukaryota, Fungi, Ascomycota, Dothideomycetes, Pleosporales, Pleosporaceae. Bases 1 to 480 code for a protein of 159 amino acids. The record is from RefSeq and is a predicted model, not a curated record.
AUGUCAGGAAAGAAUGAGCAAGGGUUUAUUGACGUCAAGCAAAGGAAUGUUCUCAACGCACCACUGCACAAGCACCCCUCAGAAAGGAACGGCUCAUCUUCCCUUCCGCCCUCCUUCCAUGCAGGGAUGUGCGACAGCAGCAACCCCAUCGCCGCAAUCCUAACAAACGCCUUCCUCGACUUCUCCUCCUCCAACGGAACGGACCUGCGGAAAGCCGGCGUGGGCCCCGGCCAACGCUUCUGUCUCGAAGCUUCCAUGUGGAAAAAUGCAGUGGAAAAGGGAAUCGGAGAGAUGCCCAAGGUCAAGCUGGAAUCUACACAUAUCAAGGCAUUGAAUAGCGUAGGGUUAGACGUACUCAAAAAGUGGGCCGCGGAACCCGAGACUGAGUCUGCUCAAGACAAAGUGGUAAGGCCGGGAGAGGGAAAGGAGAAAUGGGCACGGGAAAGUAAUGACAUUGGAGCUAAGGAUCCAAGGUCUUGA